Paramisgurnus dabryanus is the source of this 926-nucleotide messenger RNA. Lineage: Eukaryota; Metazoa; Chordata; Actinopteri; Cypriniformes; Cobitidae. The record is from RefSeq and is a predicted model, not a curated record.
AAAAGUUUCCCUUUAACCCAGAUGCGAUAUAUAUGUCAUCGAAAACCGUCGAAAGUACGAGUAAAUAACAGUAACCCAACCAAACCAAUACGGACCUGGAGAGUAUUUAAAAUCCCAAAGCAGAGCGUCUUUAAUCCACGUCGUGUUACAUUUCAUCAUGGUGGAUAGUGUUUACCGCACGCGAUCUCUUGGUGUAGCUGCAGUCGGUCUUCCUGACCAGUAUGCAGAUGGAAAAGCAGCAAAAGUGUGGCAGCUGUACAUCGGAGACACUAGGAGCAGGACGGAGGAGUACAAGACCUGGGUGCUGUCCCUGCUCAGAAAACACGGGGUUCAGAGAGUGCUGGAUGUAGCCUGCGGCACAGGGGUGGAUUCCAUUAUGUUGGUGGAGGAGGGAUUCAACUUGGUUAGUGUGGAUGCUAGUGACAAAAUGCUGAAAUAUGCACUUAAAAAGAGAUGGGAGAGAAGAAAAGAGCCAUUCUUUGAUAACUGGAUAAUUGAGGAGGCCAAUUGGCUUACAUUACCAGAAGAUAUCCAAAAACCUGGAGAUGGGUUUGAUGCUGUUAUUUGCCUGGGAAAUUCGUUUGCUCAUUUGCCAGACUUCAAAGGAGACCAAAGUGAUCAUAAGGUUGCCUUACAAAACAUAGCCAGCAUGGUAAAACCUGGUGGGAUCCUGAUAAUUGAUCAUCGUAACUAUGACUACAUCCUUGAGACUGGCCAAGCACCCCAGGGAAAGAAUAUUUACUAUAAGGUACUCUACAUAUCUUCCAGAUGUCAUUUUGGCCCCCUCAAGGGACCUACUAUCUUACUUCCCAAUAUUCCAGUCCAAACCAGCCUUGUUUGAACAUGGUGGCUAUUCACCAACAAUCCAGAAUAUAAUAUUCAGUGUAUUAUGGCAUGUCAAUGAAUAAAACGGUUUGAAAACUUCA